AUGAGUGAAAAGGCUGUGAAUCAAGAUGAUUUCACGUCUUUACCAUUAGAUCAAAAAUUGUUACAUAAAGUUUGGAAAGCUAGAGCAGAAGGGUAUAAAGAGUUGAAUACUAUAUUAGCCAAUAGUAUUUCGUCGAAGAAUCCUAAUGAUUUGUCAAAUUUACCCGAGAAUGUUACUCAAUAUUUAAAUGAUUCCAAUUUAGUGAAAAAUUGGUUAUUGGAUUCCAAUGUUAUUGCUCAGGAAAGUGGGUUAAUCACAUUUCUAUCGUUGAUUAAAUUACUCAUAAAGAUAAAUAAUACCAGAGGGAAAACCAUUGGUGGAUCGAAAAUACUAUUAGAUUAUCAAGAGACUUGGCUCCCUGCUAUAAUAGAAAAAUCAUUACCUUCUACCAGAUCUGUUACCAAAUUAACUGCUCUAGAUUCUAUCCUGUCGUUAUGUUCAUUAGACAGAUCAAUCAAAUCUACUGUAAUCAUACUGCUACCUUUUUUAGAUAAGAAAUUACCAAAACUAUUAGCGGCCACAUUGAACUGUCUUACAAAUGUAAUAGAUUCAUUUGGGUUUCUCAAUAUCAAUUUCAAUAACGAACCAGAUAUGUUAACUAAUCUAUUAACUCCAUUAAUUAAAUUAUCAGGUCAUGCUGAUAGAAACGUAAGAGCUCAAUCGAUGGAUUUAAUCGUUUCAAUUUAUAAUAAUACAGGCCAAAAUAUUCUUCUUUUACAAGAUAUUCUAUUAGAUCAUUUGAAACCUAUCCAACAAAAGGAUUUGAAAAAAUUAUUUGAUAAAAAUUUAAAUUCCACUAAUCAGAAAAAAAAAUUAUUAUUUCAAUAUCAAAUUUUAGAACAAUUGAAAUCACAAGAAGUAGUUCAAGAAUCCACAUCACAAGAAUUAGACGAAGAUGGCGAUACAAUAAUGACUCAAGAUAAUAUGAUACCAAACUCAUCUGAUUUUUUACCUGUAAUGACAAUCUUAAAUGAUUUACCUGAAAAUUUUUAUUCAAAUAUUAAUUCUACUGAUUGGAAAUUAAGAGUGGGUUCAUUACAAGAAUUUUAUGAUUUUUUAAUUAAUCCCAAAAAUAAAAUUAAAAAAUUAUCAAUUAAAAAAGAAAAUUAUACUCAUCUUUUCCAAGAAUUAUCUUUGAUUCUUAAAAAGGAUAAAAAUUUACAAUCAAUCACUAUCACAUCACAAAUCAUUUCAUUCAUUUUGGAAAAAUUGAAUCCAACAUCAAAGGAAAAUUCAAGAUGUAAGGAUUUGGUCAUGGAAAUCUUCCAACCGUUAUUAAAUAAAACAAAUGAGAAAAAGCAAUCCGUUAUAGAUUCCAUCAAUCAUUCCAUUGAUUUAAUUGUUAUUAAUUUUUAUAAUCCAAUUUCCAAAGAAAAUGAAGAUCUUUUCCAAAUAAUCUUAUCAACAUUGACAAGUGCAAAGAUACCACAAUUGAAAUUAUCAAUGACUUCUAUCACCAAUAGAAUCUUGGAAAAUAAUCUAAUUAAUCCAAUUGCAAAGACUUUUUUAACCAAAUACCUUCAAGAUGAUCUUCUCCCCAUAAUCAUCAAGAUCUGUCACGAGUCUCUACCAAAUAUUAGAGAAGAAGGGUUUAAAUGUAUGGCAAAUAUCAUGUUUAUUAUUGGUAAAUUCGAUAUGAAUGAACCUUUAGAAAAAUUAGAUAAUUUAAAAGAAAAAAAAAUUAACCAAUAUUAUGAUAAAAUAAUACCAAAACAAUCAUCGAAAAAAUUAGAAGCAGUACCCAUGCGAAAACCUUCCAACAACAACAAAGAUACUACUAGUAUCAGUACUUCUACCAUUAGUAACAGCACUAGUAAUAGUGAUAGCAGUGUACCAUCUAAACGUGGCCCUACUUCACCUUUGAAAAAAAAUAAAGAUUAUUCUCCUAAAUCCUCAAGAGUUACUUUAACCACUCAAUCAUUAUCAACAACAACAACUGCAAAUAAUAAUAAUAAUAAUAAUAAUAAUAAUUUAUUAUCAUCUAAUAUUAUUCAACCUUCCACGACAAUACCAAACUCAACUUCAAAUAAUGUCAUGGAAAAUGUUCAAUUUAAAAAAAUUAAAAAUGAUUUUGAAAUAUUAAAGAGACAGAAUAAUGAUUUAAACAUUGAAUUAAGAGAAAAAAAUUCCAAAAUUCAUAAUUUAAAUGAAGAAAAUUUGCAAUUAAGAAAACAAAUUAAUAACAUGACCAUUAAUUUACAAGAUAAAGAAAAUUCCAUUUUAAACUUAAACUCAAAAUAUAAUAAUAUAUUAAAGAAAUUAAAUUCCCUUGAAUCUGAAUUUAAAAGGUAUAAACAAUCACAUCCACCAACAACAACCAUCUCUGCAUUAUCUUCAACAACCCAUUCCGCAUAUACUUCUAGUAGACACUCAAGAAAUAAUAGUGUCACAAGCGAAGAUUUGCCUCCAAGAGUCAAUUCUUUAAGAAUUAAUAGUGUUGACGAUUAUUCAACUAAUAAUAAUAAUAAUAAUAAUAAUAAUAAUAAUAAUAAUAGUAAUAAUCAUGCAAAUAAUUAUGAACAAUUAUCAACUACGGGCUCGCCACAUAUUUCAUCACAUAUGCAUAUACCGUCCCAUCUCCAACCACCAUCUCCUUUACAACAACCUUCUAGAUAUCAAACAAGAAAUAAUCAUUUAGAUUUGAAUCAGCCUCCAUCUAUAUCAUCAGGUAUAUCAUCUGCAUCUUCAUCAACUAUACCAAACUUGCAUGCACGUAGUGCUCCACCACCACAAUCCCUUGGAUACAACAGUCCAAGCCGACAAAGUAGUGCUCCAUUUUCACCUUUGGCACAAAGAAGAAGCAAUACAAACCCUUCGAUUUAUAUGUCCUCAACUGAUAGUCGACAAGAUAAUAACGAAAUAGAUACAGAAGAUACCGCAUCAGCUGAUAUAAAUAGUACUAUUAUCAACGAAGAAACAUGGAUGCGUGCAGCUGAAGUUACUGAGACUCUAAGAAAACGUAUUGAUGGGUUGCGGGUAAAAAAUAAAAAUAUUAGCCAAACAAAGAUAAAUAAAUAA
Molecule: messenger RNA, 3018 nt
Organism: Henningerozyma blattae CBS 6284
Lineage: Eukaryota; Fungi; Ascomycota; Saccharomycetes; Saccharomycetales; Saccharomycetaceae
Gene: STU2
Product: Stu2p
Exons: 1
Coding region: 1-3018 (1005 amino acids)
Biological process (GO): mitotic spindle organization; microtubule polymerization; establishment or maintenance of microtubule cytoskeleton polarity
Cellular component (GO): microtubule plus-end; spindle pole; centrosome
Molecular function (GO): microtubule plus-end binding; microtubule plus end polymerase activity
Source: RefSeq, a predicted model, not a curated record